Sorex fumeus (smoky shrew) is the source of this 1049-nucleotide messenger RNA. RefSeq names its product triggering receptor expressed on myeloid cells like 2 (gene TREML2). The record is from RefSeq and is a predicted model, not a curated record. Gene Ontology annotation, cellular component: cell surface. The transcript has 5 exons. Gene Ontology annotation, molecular function: signaling receptor activity. Bases 69 to 1049 code for a protein of 326 amino acids. NCBI's taxonomy places the organism in Eukaryota, Metazoa, Chordata, Mammalia, Eulipotyphla, Soricidae. Gene Ontology annotation, biological process: T cell activation.
UGGCCUGGGGCCCUUCCUGGGCCCCCCCGGGGGUCCUGGUCCCUGCUGGCCUGGGGCUGGUUGGAGCCAUGAUCCCCACCUUCCCUCUGCUGCUGCUGCUGUGGCUCCAGGACCGAGUCUCAGGUGGCCCUGCUGAGAAUGUGUAUUCCAAAGUGCACCGCUAUGAAGGAGACACGCUGUCUGUCCAGUGCACGUACAAGGGCCGCAAGAACCAGGUGGAGGACAAAGUCUGGUGCAAAAUCAGAAGGAAGAAGUGUGAGCCUGGCUUCACUCGGCUUUGGGUGUCAGGGCCACGAUACCUGCUGCAGGACGACAUCAAGGCCAAGGUGGUCACCGUCACCAUGCUUGCCCUGAGGCGCCAGGACUCCGGCCGCUACUGGUGCAUGCGCAACAGCUCCGGCACCCUCUACCCUCUGACGGGCUUCCAGCUGGAAGUGUCUCCAGCCCCCACCACCAAGAGGAGCAGCCCUCGCACCCACUUGACCAAAGCGCUCAAGAGUGACACUGUCCACACCAGGGGUCAACCCCCCACCUCGGGCCUGGGGACAGCCCUCACCAGCAGGGGACCACUGCUCACCCCGGGACCCGUCACCGUGGCCCGACUCUUACCCUCCACAGCCUCAGGGACCUUCCGGCUGAGUUCCGUGUCCAGCUACAGCUUCCCCGGCCCAGGGCCCUCGUCCACGGGCCCCAGGAGGGCCCCAGAGUCCCAGACAGAGACAGCGUCUCCCCAGCAUGCUGGCCUGGAGCCCGCUGCCACCCAUGCUGGGCACCUGAGCACCGGAUCACCCACCACAGGAACGUGCCACACCAGCAUAUCUUUCCUGGACACGCUGCCCCCCACCAGACGCCAGGAUUCCUCCCCCGCUGUGCUCGUGGGGGCGCUGGCCCUGGUCCCGGUGCCCCUGAUGCUCAUCGUGGUCUACGGGUUCUGGAAGAAGAGACACGUGGGAAGCUACAGCAUGUGCCACAACCCCACCGGAACCUGGAAGCCACUGCUCAGUAGACCGGAGCCUUUGUGGAAGCCGGCAUGGUCCGAGGCCACCUAG